Castor canadensis (American beaver) is the source of this 4074-nucleotide messenger RNA. The record is from RefSeq and is a predicted model, not a curated record. Lineage: Eukaryota; Metazoa; Chordata; Mammalia; Rodentia; Castoridae.
AUGAUUGCUUUUAAGGUGGACAGUGGAGAUGUCCUUGAAGGUUAUAACGGGACCAUUUUUGCAUAUGGACAGACAUCGUCAGGAAAAACUCACACCAUGGAGGGGAAGCUACAUGACCCUCAGCUCAUGGGGAUCAUCCCGAGGAUUGCACAUGAUAUCUUUGACCAUAUUUAUUCCAUGGAUGAGAAUCUGGAGUUUCACAUCAAGGUUUCCUAUUUUGAGAUCUACUUGGACAAAAUAAGGGACUUACUCGAUGUCUCAAAGACCAACUUGGCUGUUCAUGAAGAUAAAAACAGAGUUCCUUACGUAAAGGGGUGCACUGAGAGGUUUGUCUCGAGCCCUGAGGAGGUCAUGGAUGUGAUAGAUGAAGGCAAAGCAAACCGACAUGUGGCUGUCACAAACAUGAAUGAACACAGCUCUAGAAGUCACAGUAUCUUCCUGAUUAAUAUUAAACAAGAGAAUGUAGAAACUGAAAAAAAACUCAGUGGAAAGCUUUAUUUGGUUGAUUUGGCUGGGAGUGAAAAGGUCAGCAAAACUGGUGCCGAGGGAGCUGUUCUUGACGAAGCUAAAAAUAUCAAUAAGUCUUUGUCUGCUCUUGGAAAUGUGAUCUCUGCUUUGGCAGAAGGGACAAAAACACACGUGCCAUACCGGGAUAGCAAGAUGACUCGGAUUCUCCAGGACUCCCUGGGUGGGAACUGUAGAACCACCAUUGUCAUUUGCUGUUCUCCUUCUGUCUUCAAUGAGGCCGAGACCAAGUCCACGCUGAUGUUUGGACAGAGAGCUAAGACCAUCAAGAAUACAGUCUCUGUGAACUUGGAACUGACAGCAGAAGAAUGGAAGAAGAAAUAUGAAAAAGAGAAAGAGAAGAACAAGACCUUGAAAAAUGUCAUCCAGCAUCUGGAGUUGGAGCUCAACAGGUGGAGGAAUGGAGAAGCUGUGCCCGAGGAUGAACAGAUCAGUGCUAAGGACCAGAAGAACCUGGAGCCCUGCGAUAACACCCCCAUCAUAGACAACAUCGCUCCUGUCGUUGCUGGCGUCUCCACAGAAGAGAAGGAGAAGUACGAUGAGGAGAUCUCUAGUCUGUACCGACAGCUGGAUGACAAGGAUGAUGAAAUUAACCAGCAGAGCCAGCUGGCUGAAAAGCUGAAGCAACAGAUGUUGGAUCAGGAUGAGCUUUUAGCUUCCACAAGAAGAGACUAUGAGAAGAUACAGGAGGAGCUGACACGUCUCCAGAUUGAAAACGAGGCAGCCAAAGAUGAGGUGAAAGAAGUUCUCCAGGCCCUGGAGGAGCUGGCUGUCAAUUAUGAUCAGAAAUCGCAGGAAGUGGAGGACAAGACCAGGGCCAAUGAGCAGCUGACAGAUGAGCUGGCCCAGAAAACGACCACAUUGACAACCACACAGAGAGAACUGAACCAGCUCCAAGAGCUUAGCAACCACCAGAAGAAGAGGGCAACCGAGAUCCUGAACUUGCUGUUGAAAGAUCUGGGGGAGAUAGGUGGAAUUAUUGGCACCAAUGAUGUGAAGACCUUGGCAGAUGUGAAUGGAGUCAUUGAAGAGGAGUUCACCAUGGCCCGCUUGUACAUCAGCAAGAUGAAGUCGGAGGUCAAGUCUUUGGUGAACCGCAGCAAACAGCUUGAGAGCGCUCAGAUGGAUUCCAACAGGAAGAUGAAUGCCAGCGAGCGGGAGCUGGCGGCGUGCCAGCUGCUCAUCUCGCAGCAUGAAGCCAAGAUCAAAUCUCUGACAGACUACAUGCAAAAUAUGGAGCAGAAGAGGAGGCAGCUGGAAGAGUCCCAGGACUCACUCAGUGAAGAGCUGGCCAAGCUCCGAGCCCAGGAAAAAAUGCAUGAAGUCAGUUUCCAGGAUAAGGAAAAGGAACAUCUGACGCGGCUGCAGGAUGCUGAGGAAAUGAAGAAGGCAUUGGAGCAGCAGAUGGAGACCCACCGGGAAGCUCACCAGAAGCAGCUGUCCAGACUUCGAGAUGAAAUUGAGGAGAAGCAGAAAAUCAUUGAUGAGAUUCGGGAUUUGAAUCAGAAACUGCAACUGGAACAGGAGAAGCUGAGUUCUGAUUAUAACAAGCUGAAAAUAGAGGACCAAGAGAGAGAAAUGAAACUGGAAAAGCUCCUAUUGCUCAAUGAUAAAAGGGAACAAGCCAGAGAGGAUCUCAAGGGGCUAGAGGAGACAGUGUCUAGAGAGCUGCAGACUCUCCACAACCUCCGCAAACUCUUUGUCCAGGAUCUGACAACCCGAGUGAAAAAGAGUGUAGAGCUGGACAGUGACGAUGGAGGGGGCAGUGCUGCCCAGAAGCAGAAGAUUUCUUUCCUGGAGAAUAACCUGGAGCAGCUCACUAAGGUGCACAAGCAGCUGGUCCGGGACAACGCAGACCUGCGUUGUGAGCUGCCCAAGCUGGAGAAGCGGCUGCGCGCCACCGCCGAGCGGGUCAAGGCCCUGGAGAGCGCGCUGAAGGAGGCUAAGGAGAACGCCAUGCGCGACCGCAAGCGCUACCAGCAGGAGGUGGACCGCAUCAAGGAGGCUGUGCGAGCCAAGAACAUGGCCAGGAGGGCACACUCUGCCCAGAUCGCCAAGCCCAUCCGCCCUGGACACUACCCAGCAUCAUCUCCAACAGCAGUCCAUGCCAUCCGAGGGGGAGGUGGUGGAUCUUCAAACUCCCCUCACUACCAGAAAUAAAUACACAAUUCGACUCUGCCGUAGCAUGUCGAGGACUACAUUAAUCACAAUUCCUUUAUCCUCCUCCCCACCCAGUUUCCUUUUCUUUUACACUCGCUUCCCCCAGCCAUCUGCAGUACACCAGUUUCAGGUGUUUUGAGCUGUGUAGAAUUUCUGUGUGUACAGAUGUGUGCUUGGACUUCUCUCUUUCUGAGAAACUGGAGUGAGAUGGUUACAGAAGAUCCACUUAUUACUACUCAGAACCCUUACCACUGACUCGGCCUCCAGAUACUGGGUGGCCUUUGGGUGGUCCCUGGAACCUCCACUCUUCUGCAGUGCACAGUCCCAUCUGAACGCCCUGCUGUGCCAUUCCCUGGAGGGGAACAACCAAGUGCCGUGGAGGCAGGUGAUCUCACACUCUGCCUCAACUGUCUGGUUUCCUGUAAAAUAAACACAUUACUUUAUAUUUUUAGGGAACAAAAAAAGUGCUGCUAUAGGGUUCACAAUUUUCAUUUUGAACACUUUUCCGAAACAAAUUACCCCAGAGGAGCAUUUUUGAAUAUUCUGGUCACAUCUUCGGAUCUGUAAAAUAUGCCUUUUAGUACGGCACCUGUUAAAAUGCAAAGGAAAUUUCCUCAAGGCUGAAAAACAAUCUGACAGUAGCAAUGUAGAAUUUGUUCAUUCAAACACAGCUAUGUAAAUGAAAAAAGUGAUAAAAUUCACCUCUGCGCUGCUUGUGGUUGAACCUGCAGCGACCUGUCUCUACUGGCCCAGUUGGUUCAAACAUCAUUCUUUCGCAAGCAAGGGCUGAAUGCUGCAGAGUUGGAUGAGUGGAGAUGGAGCUGCCGCCCUCCUCGCUUCCUCCCUGAUUCUUCCGGAGCUUGCAUGGGACAUGGCCCCUUUCUCUAGAGAACCAUCUUAUACUUGAAGAGUUGUUGCUAAAGAAACCCAGUAUCAUUCCAACAUUUGAAAAAGAAAGCCCUUGGGGAAAGUAGUUGACAAGAUUUGUGCCUGUCUAUGAAUAAGUUGCCAUGAUAAAUUGUUAUUUUUAACCCAUCACUGCACACUGUUUAUUUGAAUUCUUUCUUUGCACCAAAUAGGCUUUGUCUUCUAGGCACAAUUAGAAUUCAGUAUAAAUGAAUUUUUUUUUUACAUUUAUCUAUUACUUUAUUUAAAUACAUGGAUCUAAAGCUGACUUCCUUACAGUUGUGCAUAUUAGAAGGAUGGAUUUGCAAGUAGUAAAGCUUUCAGGGAAACUGAAAGAGAUUCAAGUCAGUCGAUCUUGUAUGCUGCUAACUUGUUUUGCCAAAUUUGAGGGUAAAUUAGUGACAACCAACCAGUCUCAGUGAAAUCACCUAUCCUGGCAUUGUACAUCCCCCAAAGUAUGAGCUGACUCUGUCCUCAGGAGCU